AUGAAGCGGCUUCAUCUGGCGUUAGGCCUGUUCUUUGCUUGUGGCGCUUAUGCUGAGUCUCAAGGACAAUGUUCUGGAGAAGUGCAGACUCAAACCUCGGAGGUAGUUGUCUGGGUCAACGAACAAGGAGUACCGAUUAGCACGGAGACAACCCGUAUUGUUCCGACUGCUGUGCCGCAAGGGAAUCCUGCAGCCGUUCCCCAGGUCUCGAUACCGAAGUCGAAUCUUGAGGUGAAGGCCAACGUGCCGGCGCCCAUUGAACCCAAGAAAGAUGAGCCCAAGCAGGAUGCGCCAGACCAUAAGCCUGUGUCGGGAAUUCAUAGGGCGAACAGGCCUCAUGUUCACCCUAAACAUCCUGCGCCUGCACCUCCAGCACCUCUCGUGCCUUUGCCUAAGCUUCCUAAACCUGAGCUCCCCAAAGCUCAACUUCCCAAGCCUCCGCUCCCUCCGCUGCCUCAGCAUCCUGUGCUUCCUCUCCAGCCACAUCCACCCCAUCCGGUACCUCACCCGCAUCCCGGCCCCAAUGCGGACUCUCAUCGCCAAUUCGGAAUCUCCUACUCACCAUAUAAGGCGAACCGAGCCUGCAAGAGUCAAGCGGAGGUAAACGAAGACCUCGAUAAGCUGUCAGAUUACAAGUUCAUCCGGAUAUAUGGCACGGACUGCGAUCAGACGAAGUUGGUGGUUAACGCGGCCAGAAAGCACAACAUGAAAGUUUUCGCAGGAAUCUAUGAUUUGACUGAUUUCCCUGCUAGCCUCAAAACAUUCGGCGAGGCUGCCACUAGACCCGACGGGAAGAGAGAUUGGUCGGUUUUCCACACAAUUAGCGUCGGCAAUGAACUGGUCAAUGGCGGCAUGGCCUCACCUGGAGAUGUCGUCCACGCUGUCAACCAAGCUCGGACAAUCCUCCGUGGCCAGGGAUACCAAGGACCCGUUGUAACAGUUGAUACAUUCUCCGUCCUCCUCAAACACCCAGAGCUAUGCAAAGCAUCAGACUACUGCGCUGCAAACUGCCACGCCUUCUUCGACGCCACCAAGCACCCGCAAAAUGCCGGCCCCUAUGCGAUAGAACAAGCCCGCAGCGUCUCAGAAGCCGCUGGCGGCAAGCACACUAUGAUUACCGAGUCCGGAUGGCCGCAUGCCGGACAAUCCAACGGCGCCGCAGUCCCAUCACCAGAAAACCAGCGAAUCGCAGUUGAAAGUCUACGGAAAAGCUUUGCGCACCGAAGCGACGACCUUGUCCUGUUCACUGCCUUUGAUGAUCUCUGGAAAGAUGAUAACCGGUGGACCUUCAACGCAGAGCGAUUCUGGGGGAUUCAUCGUCAAUAA
Messenger RNA from Penicillium cinerascens, 1326 nucleotides. RefSeq names its product putative cell wall glucanase (Scw4) (gene scw4). The transcript has 3 exons. Gene Ontology annotation, molecular function: 1,3-beta-glucanosyltransferase activity; glucan endo-1,3-beta-D-glucosidase activity. The coding region runs from base 1 to 1326 and encodes 441 amino acids. NCBI's taxonomy places the organism in Eukaryota, Fungi, Ascomycota, Eurotiomycetes, Eurotiales, Aspergillaceae. Gene Ontology annotation, cellular component: fungal-type cell wall; cell surface; extracellular region. Gene Ontology annotation, biological process: cell wall organization. The record is from RefSeq and is a predicted model, not a curated record.